Molecule: messenger RNA, 459 nt
Organism: Rotaria sordida
Lineage: Eukaryota; Metazoa; Rotifera; Eurotatoria; Philodinida; Philodinidae
Source: the annotation of a GenBank genome assembly
AUGGCCACCUCGAAUCGUCAGGUGAUACGCAUUCAACGAGAAUUAACAGCACUCGAACAGAAUCCAUUAAAUUUUAUUCAAAAUUUAGCAUUAUCGGUCAAUGAUGAAGGUCUUCAACAAAUCACCGGUGUAAUGUUAGGCCCAGAGAAGAGUCCAUAUACGGGUGGUUACUUUCGUUUUAUAAUAACGUUUCCCGCUGCAUAUCCAUUAAAACCACCUACCUUUGCAUUCGCCACGGCCAUCUGUCACCCAAACGUUCAUUCAGGCACUGGUCAAGCUUCAGAUGAUAUACUUUUUACUAUGUGGGCUCCCAGAAUAACAGUCAGCCAGGUGCUUGAAUCGAUACAUUCGCUAUUAUCUAAUCCAAAUUCUGAUACACCUAUUGAAGCAGAAAUGAUGCUGGACAAGAGUCCUGAAAAGGCUCGCGAGUGGACUCUAGCUUUUGCUCAAGGUCCAUGA